AUGCAGAGCAGCCCGCACAACCAGUUCACCUUCAGACCCCUCCCGCCGCCACCUCCACCCCCGCAUGCCUGCACCUGCGCCAGGAAGCCACCCCCCGCAGCUGACUCUCUCCAGAGGCGAUCCAUGACCACCCGCAGCCAGCCCAGCCCCGCCGCGCCGGCCCCUCCAACCAGCACACAGGAUUCGGUUCAUCUGCACAACAGCUGGGUCUUGAACAGCAACAUACCAUUGGAGACCAGACAUUUCCUGUUCAAGCAUGGAUCUGGGUCCUCCGCUAUCUUCAGCGCAGCCAGUCAGAACUACCCCCUGACGUCCAACACCGUGUACUCGCCGCCUCCCAGGCCGCUUCCCCGCAGCACCUUCUCCAGACCCGCCUUUACCUUCAACAAACCUUACAGGUGCUGCAACUGGAAGUGCACGGCCUUGAGCGCCACCGCCAUCACCGUGACCUUGGCCUUGUUACUCGCCUAUGUGAUUGCAGUGCAUUUGUUCGGCCUGACUUGGCAGUUGCAACCGGUUGAAGGACAGCUCUAUGAAAACGGAGUUAGCAAAGGGAACAGAGGGACCGAAUCCGUGGAUACCACUUACUCUCCAAUUGGAGGAAAAGUUUCCGAUAAAUCAGAGAAAAAAGUAUUUCAGAAGGGACGAGCGAUAGACACCGGAGAAGUUGACAUUGGUGCCCAGGUCAUGCAGACCAUUCCACCUGGCUUAUUCUGGCGUUUCCAGAUUACUAUCCACCAUCCAAUAUAUCUGAAAUUCAAUAUUUCUUUAGCCAAGGACUCUCUGCUGGGGAUUUAUGGCAGAAGAAACAUUCCACCUACACACACUCAGUUUGAUUUCGUAAAACUAAUGGAUGGAAAGCAACUGGUGAAGCAUGACUCCAAGGGCUCUGAUGAUACCCACCACUCCCCUCGGAACCUGAUCUUAACCUCACUGCAGGAGACAGGUUUCAUAGAGUACAUGGACCAAGGGCCUUGGUAUCUGGCAUUUUACAACGAUGGGAAAAAGAUGGAACAAGUAUUUGUGUUAACUACAGCAAUUGAAAUAAUGGAUGACUGUUCAACUAAUUGCAAUGGAAAUGGAGAGUGUAUCUCUGGCCAUUGUCAUUGUUUCCCAGGAUUCCUUGGGCCUGACUGUGCUAGAGAUUCGUGCCCCGUGCUGUGUGGUGGGAACGGCGAGUACGAGAAAGGCCACUGCGUCUGCCGAAACGGCUGGAAGGGGCCAGAGUGCGACGUGCCAGAAGAACAGUGCAUUGACCCGACGUGCUUUGGCCACGGCACCUGCAUCAUGGGCGUCUGCAUCUGCGUGCCGGGCUACAAAGGAGAGAUAUGCGAGGAAGAGGACUGCUUGGACCCGCUGUGUUCCAGCCACGGCAUCUGUGUGAAAGGAGAAUGUCACUGUUCUACUGGCUGGGGAGGGAUCAACUGUGAAACUCCACUUCCUAUAUGUCAGGAGCAGUGCUCAGGACAUGGCACUUUUCUUCUGGACACUGGAAUGUGCAGCUGUGACCCCAAGUGGACAGGAUCUGACUGCUCAACAGAGCUCUGUACCAUGGAGUGUGGUAGCCAUGGAGUCUGCUCAAGGGGAAUUUGUCAGUGUGAAGAAGGCUGGGUAGGCCCAACAUGUGAAGAACGCUCCUGUCAUUCUCACUGUGCUGAGCAUGGUCAAUGCAAAGACGGAAAGUGUGAGUGCAGCCCUGGAUGGGAGGGCGACCACUGCACAAUUGCUCACUACUUAGAUGCUGUUCGAGAUGGCUGCCCGGGACUCUGCUUUGGAAAUGGACGAUGUACUCUGGAUCAAAAUGGUUGGCACUGUGUGUGUCAGGUGGGUUGGAGUGGGACAGGCUGCAAUGUUGUCAUGGAAAUGCUUUGUGGAGAUAACUUGGACAAUGAUGGAGAUGGUUUGACCGACUGUGUGGACCCCGAUUGUUGUCAACAAAGCAACUGUUAUGUAAGUCCUCUCUGUCAGGGCUCGCCGGACCCUCUUGACCUCAUUCAGCAAAGCCACCCCCUCUUCUCUCAGCACACUUCACGACUCUUCUAUGAUCGAAUCAAAUUCCUCAUUGGCAAGGACAGUACUCAUGUCAUUGCUCCAGAGAUUUCAUUUGACAGCAGGCGUGCUUGUGUGAUUCGAGGCCAAGUGGUGGCAGUAGAUGGGACCCCGCUAGUAGGGGUGAAUGUCAGUUUCUUGCACCACAGUGAUUAUGGGUUUACCAUCAGCCGGCAAGAUGGAAGCUUUGACCUCGUCGCCGUCGGUGGUAUCUCUGUCAUCUUAAUCUUUGAUCGCUCACCUUUUCUGUCUGAGAAGAGGACACUCUGGUUGCCUUGGAAUCAGUUUAUUGUGGUGGAGAAAGUAACUAUGCGGAGAGUUGUAUCAGACCCACCAUCCUGCGAUAUCUCCAACUUUAUCAGCCCGAACCCUAUUGUGCUUCCUUCACCACUCACGUCAUUUGGAGGGUCCUGUCCAGAGAGGGGAACUGUUGUUCCUGAGCUGCAGGUUGUACAGGAGGAGAUCCCCAUUCCUUCCAGCUUCGUGAGGCUGAGUUACCUGAGCAGCCGCACCCCCGGGUAUAAAACGCUGCUACGGAUCCUUCUGACACAUUCAACCAUUCCGGUGGGGAUGGUUAAAGUACACCUCACAGUAGCCGUGGAGGGACGACUCACCCAGAAGUGGUUUCCUGCCGCAGUUAAUCUCGUCUACACAUUUGCUUGGAACAAGACCGACAUCUAUGGACAGAAGGUUUGGGGCCUGACAGAGGCCUUGGUGUCUGUGGGAUAUGAAUAUGAAAUCUGCCCUGACUUUAUUCUCUGGGAGAAAAGGACAGUCGUCUUACAAGGUUUUGAGAUGGAUGCUUCUAACCUAGGAGGCUGGUCAUUAAAUAAGCAUCAUAUUUUCAAUCCUCAAAGUGGAAUCAUACAUAAAGGGAACGGAGAAAAUAUGUUUAUUUCCCAGCAGCCCCCUGUCAUAGCGACCCUGAUGGGUAACGGGCACCAACGGAGCGUAGCCUGCACCAACUGCAAUGGCCCAGCCCACAACAACAAGCUCUUUGCUCCCGUUGCCUUAGCUGCUGGCCCUGAUGGCAGUGUGUAUGUUGGCGACUUCAAUUUCGUAAGGCGAAUAUCUCCCUCGGGAAACUCUGUUAGUAUUUUGGAAUUAAGAAACAGAGAUACCAGACAUAGCACAAGUCCUGCUCACAAAUACUAUCUGGCUAUGGACCCUAUGUCUGAAUCACUUUAUCUAUCAGACACCAAUACUCGAAAAGUCUACAAGUUGAAAUCUCUUGUGGAAACAAAAGAUCUGUCCAAGAAUUUUGAGGUGGUGGCUGGAACCGGUGAUCAGUGCCUUCCCUUUGACCAGAGUCACUGUGGAGAUGGCGGGAGAGCAUCGGAAGCUUCACUGAACAGCCCUCGAGGCAUCACCGUUGAUAGGCAUGGAUUCAUUUACUUUGUGGAUGGGACCAUGAUUCGGAGAAUUGAUGAGAAUGCUGUGAUCACCACUAUAAUCGGCUCAAACGGUCUGACUUCCACACAGCCACUGAGCUGUGACUCGGGAAUGGACAUCACUCAGGUGCGAUUAGAGUGGCCAACAGACCUUGCAGUCAAUCCCAUGGACAAUUCAUUGUAUGUCUUGGAUAACAACAUUGUGCUGCAGAUUUCUGAGAGCAGGCGUGUGCGGAUCAUUGCAGGGCGCCCCAUUCACUGCCAGGUGCCAGGCAUCGAUCAUUUCUUGGUCAGCAAGGUGGCAAUUCACUCCACUCUGGAGUCGGCCAGGGCCAUCAGUGUCUCCCACAGCGGACUGCUCUUCAUAGCUGAAACAGACGAGAGGAAAGUAAACCGCAUUCAGCAAGUUACCACCAAUGGGGAGAUCUCCAUCAUGGCUGGUGCCCCCACUGACUGUGAUUGCAAAAUUGAUCCCAACUGUGACUGUUUUUCAGGUGACGGUGGCUAUGCCAAAGAUGCAAAGAUGAAAGCCCCUUCCUCCUUAGCAGUGUCGCCUGACGGCACCCUCUAUGUGGCUGACCUCGGGAACGUUCGCAUUCGAACCAUCAGCAGGAACCAAGCCCACCUGAAUGACAUGAACCUUUAUGAGAUUGCUUCGCCUGCGGAUCAAGAGCUCUACCAGUUCACCGUCAACGGAACCCACCUGCACACCUUGAACUUGAUAACAAGGGACUAUGUGUAUAAUUUCACCUACAAUGCCGACGGUGACUUGGGUGCCAUUACCAGCAGCAACGGCAACUCUGUGCAUAUUCGCAGGGAUGCGGGCGGGAUGCCGCUUUGGCUUGUGGUGCCUGGCGGGCAGGUGUACUGGCUGACCAUAAGCAGCAAUGGAGUCCUGAAAAGAGUGUCAGCCCAAGGCUAUAACCUGGCCUUGAUGACCUAUCCAGGAAACACAGGGCUCCUGGCUACCAAAAGUAACGAAAAUGGAUGGACAACCGUUUAUGAGUAUGACCCUGAGGGACAUCUGACCAAUGCAACAUUUCCCACUGGAGAGGUCAGCAGCUUCCACAGUGACCUGGAGAAGCUGACAAAAGUGGAGCUGGAUACUUCCAACCGUGAAAAUGUCCUCAUGUCAACCAACUUGACAGCAACUACUACCAUAUAUAUUUUAAAACAAGAAAAUACCCAAAGCACAUAUCGGGUGAGUCCAGACGGCUCCCUGCGUGUCACCUUUGCCAGUGGCAUGGAGAUCAGCCUCAGCUCAGAGCCGCACAUCCUGGCCGGGGCGGUCAACCCCACCCUGGGCAAAUGCAACAUCUCGCUGCCCGGAGAGCACAAUGCAAACCUCAUCGAGUGGCGGCAGCGGAAGGAGCAAAACAAAGGCAAUGUUUCGGCUUUUGAAAGGAGACUGAGGGCCCAUAACAGAAACCUGCUCUCCAUAGAUUUUGAUCACAUAACACGCACAGGAAAGAUCUAUGACGAUCAUCGGAAAUUCACACUUCGAAUUCUUUAUGACCACACCGGACGACCUGUUCUGUGGUCUCCUGUAAGCAGAUAUAAUGAAGUGAACAUCACAUAUUCCCCUUCGGGGCUGGUGACGUUUAUUCAAAGAGGGACAUGGAAUGAAAAAAUGGAAUAUGACCAGAGUGGAAAAAUAAUUUCAAGGACUUGGGCUGAUGGGAAAAUCUGGAGCUAUACCUACUUAGAAAAGUCGGUGAUGCUGCUCUUGCACAGCCAGCGGCGCUACAUCUUUGAAUAUGACCAAUCGGAUUGCCUGCUCUCAGUCACCAUGCCCAGCAUGGUGCGCCACAGCUUACAAACGAUGCUUUCGGUGGGCUACUACCGGAACAUCUACACCCCACCGGACAGCAGCACGUCUUUCAUCCAAGACUAUAGUCGAGAUGGCCGACUGCUACAGACCCUGCACCUGGGGACAGGGCGCAGAGUUUUAUACAAGUACACCAAGCAAGCAAGGCUGUCUGAGAUUCUCUAUGACACCACUCAGGUCACAUUGACAUAUGAAGAAUCUUCUGGAGUGAUUAAGACCAUACACCUGAUGCACGAUGGCUUCAUUUGCACAAUCAGAUACAGGCAAACAGGACCUCUUAUUGGACGCCAGAUUUUCCGAUUCAGUGAAGAAGGCCUUGUGAAUGCUCGGUUUGACUACAGCUACAACAACUUCCGCGUCACCAGCAUGCAGGCUGUGAUCAAUGAAACCCCUUUGCCCAUAGACCUGUACCGAUAUGUUGAUGUCUCCGGUAGAACAGAGCAGUUUGGAAAAUUCAGUGUCAUUAAUUACGACUUAAAUCAGGUCAUAACUACUACAGUGAUGAAGCACACCAAGAUCUUCAGUGCCAAUGGACAAGUGAUUGAAGUCCAAUAUGAAAUCCUAAAGGCAAUCGCCUACUGGAUGACCAUUCAGUAUGAUAAUAUGGGCCGUAUGGUAAUAUGCGAUAUAAGAGUAGGAGUAGAUGCCAAUAUAACAAGAUACUUCUACGAAUAUGAUGCUGAUGGGCAACUUCAAACUGUUUCUGUAAAUGAUAGAACCCAGUGGCGUUAUAGUUAUGAUCUGAAUGGCAACAUCAACCUUUUAAGCCAUGGGAAUAGUGCUCGUCUGACUCCUCUCCGAUAUGACCUCCGCGAUCGCAUCACCAGACUAGGAGAAAUUCAGUAUAAAAUGGAUGAAGAUGGCUUUCUGAGGCAGAGGGGAAAUGACAUCUUUGAAUAUAAUUCUAAUGGUCUGCUGCAGAAAGCCUACAAUAGGGCUUCUGGCUGGAGUGUGCACUAUUACUAUGAUGGGCUUGGGCGACGUGUUGCCAGUAAGUCCAGCCUAGGGCAGCACCUCCAGUUCUUCUAUGCAGACCUUGCCAACCCCAUAAGAGUUACUCAUCUGUACAACCACACGAGCUCAGAGAUUACAUCCCUGUAUUAUGAUCUCCAGGGUCACCUGAUUGCCAUGGAGCUAAGCAGUGGGGAAGAAUAUUAUGUAGCCUGUGAUAACACAGGCACUCCACUGGCUGUGUUCAGCAGUCGAGGUCAGGUGAUAAAAGAGAUGUUGUACACGCCCUAUGGAGAUAUCUAUCAUGACACUUACCCAGACUUUCAGGUCAUCAUUGGUUUUCACGGAGGACUCUAUGAUUUCCUUACUAAAUUAGUGCACCUGGGGCAAAGGGAUUAUGAUGUUGUUGCCGGUAGAUGGACUACGCCUAAUCAUCACAUAUGGAAACAGCUGAACCUCCUUCCUAAGCCAUUCAACCUCUACUCCUUUGAAAAUAACUACCCAGUUGGCAAAAUUCAAGAUGUUGCAAAGUAUACCACAGACAUUGGAACUUGGUUGGAGCUGUUUGGUUUCCAGUUACACAAUGUACUACCUGGAUUUCCCAAACCAGAGUUAGAAAAUAUGGAAUUAACUUAUGAGCUUCUACAGCUUCAGACAAAAACUCAAGAGUGGGAUCCUGGAAAGACUCUCUUGGGCAUCCAGUGUGAACUCCAGAAACAGCUCAGGAAUUUCAUUUCCUUGGACCAGCUCCCCAUGACCCCCCGAUACAGUGACGGACGGUGCCUCGAAGGAGGGAAGCAACCGAGGUUUGCGGCUGUUCCUUCUGUCUUCGGAAAAGGUAUAAAAUUCGCCAUCAAGGAUGGCAUCGUCACAGCCGAUAUCAUAGGAGUCGCCAAUGAAGACAGCAGGCGCCUCGCUGCCAUUCUCAACAACGCUCAUUACCUGGAAAACCUGCACUUUACCAUAGACGGGAGGGACACUCACUACUUCAUUAAGCUGGGGUCCCUGGAGGAAGACCUGGUGCUCAUCGGCAACACUGGCGGGAGGCGGAUUCUAGAGAACGGUGUCAACGUCACUGUGUCCCAGAUGACGUCGGUGCUGAAUGGCAGGACUAGACGGUUUGCGGACAUCCAGCUCCAGCACGGGGCCCUGUGUUUCAACAUCCGCUAUGGGACAACCGUCGAAGAGGAGAAGAAUCAUGUGCUGGAGAUCGCCAGGCAGCGCGCCGUGGCCCAGGCCUGGACUAAGGAGCAGAGGCGGCUGCAAGAAGGGGAAGAGGGCAUCCGGGCGUGGACGGAGGGGGAGAAGCAGCAGCUGCUGGGCACUGGGCGCGUCCAAGGCUACGAUGGGUAUUUUGUUUUGUCUGUUGAGCAGUAUCUCGAACUUUCUGACAGUGCCAACAACAUUCACUUUAUGAGACAGAGCGAAAUAGGCAGGAGGUAACAAACAAAAUCUCUGCCUUUGCGUCACCAAAGACUGCCUGUUUUUAAAACACAAAACGGUUUAUUGUAUUGGUUUUCUAGAUCAGGACUCUGUAUAUGUAAAUAUGGAGGAAAAACAUAUCCAACUGCCUUUCAAUGUGACGGAAGAUGGUAUUUUAAUAUUGUUUGUUUAAACUCUUUGAGAAAUGACAGAUUUUUUCUUUUUUUCCGAUUUUUUUUUUUUUUUUUUUUUUUUAGUUCUCGUGUGGCAGUAUUCAAAAAGAAACACAAGUAGAACUCAAACAGCUCAAAGCAAAACGUUUUCAGAAAGCACCACUUUCAAUUCGUCGAGCCAUGCGCAUGUGUGCAUUCAGAUAGACAGAAAGAACCCAGGGUUCUCUCUAUGUGUCUAUUGCGACACCAAGGUUCAGGCUUAGCUGUUGGCAGAAAAGGUGGUGCAGUUGUAUCUGAGCCUUGCACUGCGAAAGACUGCCGGCCCUUUCGCCUUCCCAGAUCCGCUACAGGAAACUCCUAAAAGGCGUGUAAAAUGCGCUGGGCCGCAAUCUCCUGGAGGCGAGAACCAUAGGCCCUUCCUCCCUGGUUAUUCCUUCUUGCUUGUUCAAGUAAAUGCGAUGUUGUCGUGCUGUGUUUUGGCGUGUGGUGGCUGGAUUCGCCCUACCAUGCUUCCCCGUGGGUGUGGGACCCGGAGUGAAUUGUCACUAUUUCCUUGUGUGUACGUGAUACCAAGGCAGCUGGCCCGUGUAACUUCUCCCGCGCCACCCGUUUGGCUCUAUUUUGUUUUACUAAAUUGUCCAGCUAUAUUGGCAUCAUGUGGACAUAGCUUUUCUUAACCUGGGUAGGAAUUUCUCGUUUAUGUAUAGGGUGUGUUUUGCUCAUAGCUUCACAUUAGCGAUUCAGUAUUUGUACACUAAUCCAAUGGUUUUGCGCACACGAAAGGUGAUUUACUACAAAGUAUGAUUCUGGUACCAAAAAAAAAAGAGAGGCUUUAGCACGCAUACGUGCCUGGGAUGUCAAUCAAUUACAUUCACUACUACUGCAGACAUUCUUAAGAGCCGAAACCUUUAAAAACUAGACGGAGUACUAAGGUUGAAAGGAAAGUACCAAAGGGGAGACCGAACUAAACAUCAUAGUAGUUGCUCUACGUUGGUUCCGCUCAGAUUUAUCUUUCAAAUGUACAAUUCUAUAUUGAACAUCUCCCAGCCAUAGCCAGGAAAUUUAAUUAAGCGUACCCUUUCCAACCUAAAACAUUUCAACUAAUUAGAGAGAGGCAGGCUAUUUUUUAUCAAGAUAAUUUUUAUUCUUAGUUAUUUUAGUUCUCUGUGUUUGCCCAUUCAUUUGAUUUCAUCAUGUCUCCUGCCUAGGAAAAUGACUAUUUUCCAGGAAGGGUGAUUUUGUUCUGGAAUCAUUUAAAAUUUGGAAAAAGAUCAGGAUUAGUGUUAAUAUCAACUGCGGUUUCCCAAUCUCUAUGCAUCCUGUAGUAAAAGAAGGCCCUUGGUGAGCUGGGAGAUGUGUGCCCAGUGACAAAGAGACAGCUUGUAAAAUGCUGUGUAAUUGGAAGUUACCAUGAAGGAAAAUUCAUGACAAGUAGAAAAUCCCCCCAAGCCAGCUUCAGCACUUUCAUUCCCAAGUCUGGACAUUUACUGUGUCUGAAGGAGAAUUUAUGACGGGAUGUUACAGUUUGAAUUCUUUCCAGCUGCUACCUAAAUGCAGUGUGAGGGUCAUUGCCUUGCUUUGUGACGACAGUGUCUCUCAAAAGAUGCAAAGUCAGAAUCCAGGCUCAGGCCAAGGUUUUGAAAGAGUCUGGCUCCUCACUACCCAAUGUAGAGUGAGGGAAAGACAAGGACCCACAGAUAGUACAGGAGGGUGUAUCCAAACAUUUCAUUUUCAUGACCCUCAGGUUGGCAUUACCAAUUCGUACACAUGCAUUGAAAGACAGAGAGAAAGGAUUCAUGAUGGACUCAUCUCUUUUUCAUUGGAAGCACACCAAUUUAAGAGAUUACUAACCCAGACUACAAUCAUAUUAUUGUUUUUUCCCCUGAAUCAGGCCUGUGUUAAUGGCACAGUAUUUAUUCAGGAUGGGAUUCUAAAAUGACUCACAAACUUGUUGAAAAUUUGAAUACCUCCACACCAGCCUAAAAAUGGACCUUAAGUUCCUAGAACCUCUGAUGUUCUUUUAAAUUCAUGGAAAAAUAAUUUGUGACCUGUAUAUAGAGAGUGCAUUCAUAAGUGUGAUGAUGUAUUUUAUCGUUAAUUCAAGAUGUCGAUAUUAGAGUCUAUUUUGCUUAUAUUUUAAGUGGUUAUACUUUUUUGCGAUUCACUGGUGGUGUAUCGUUUUCAAACUGCUUUAAAUAUCCAUUAGAAACAAAUAUUUGAAGCUUUUCCUUAAUAGUAAUUACCUUGAACUGUGCAUUUCUAGUUUGUAAUACAUAUUUAUUUAGUUUGUGCCUUUAGUUUCUUAAAGUUGUAUUUGUAUUAUAUUCAGGAAAUGCACUUUUUAUCACUUACAGCUGUGGUUUUAAUACUGCCUUGAACUAUUCUUGUUCUCUUUACCACUUCCAAUGGUUUUGGGAGGAAAGAGAAAAACCCCAAAAGGUUCACACUAAUGAGUAGUACAUGGAAGAGAAACAUUUUGGCAUUUUCUUAAUAAGAACAUGGGGAUACUGAGUACGUUGCUUCCAAUUUUGGCUAAAUACGAAGAAUGCCUUCAGUGACUUGUAGCUCUGAAGUUCAAAUUAAUGACAGGACAAUUCGUUUGCAUUUCCUGCUGAAAGUAAAAGCAUUUUAAAGAGAAGUAGUGGGUAUCUCAUACCCAACAGACAAGUGGCUGGCACCGCACAACCACAGCCCAUGCAAGUAAGAAAGAGUGGGAGCACAGAAGGUGGGCUCUCCUCUGAAGAACACUCGGGCUGGGCAUGGGGAAUACUCUGUGGUGGCAUUCCCUGUGGUUUUCCCUAGUUAGGUCCAUUUUCUUCGUGCUUUUCGUUUGUUUGUUUGUUUUCACUCUUGCACUACAGUCUAGAGAUCCAAAUGAACUGAAAAGUUCACAGUUUAACAGACAUUUAAAUAUCUCUUUUUAGUUGUCAUUCUAAUCAUUACUGAUUAGAAGCAUGACUCCUGAAAGAAAGGGAAAUGAAGCCCAAUUUUUAGCAAACCACUCGCCAUAUAAAUAGGCAUAUGUUUUAUUUUUUAACCCAGCAAAAUAAUGUAUAAAGUAAGCGUGUCCUUUACCGUCAAUUUAUCUAGAAGAUCUAUAAUAUAUAGACUAUAUAUAUAAUAUAAUAUAAUAUAUACAACAUAGCCAAAUGUAUGAAAACUUGACAAUGUAUAAUUUGGAAUUCAUGUCCUAACUACAUAGAGAGGUUUAAAAUUAAAUUAUAAUUUCCAUAAGAUUUUUCUUUUUCAUCACUGUUGGCACAGUUUCAAGCAUUCUACCAUGUUAUUUCUACUUUUUUCUUCUUCUUUUAAAAGAAAUAUAUUUUUAACCAGACCAGGCCCCACUGUAAUACCACCUGAGAGAGUCAGGGCAAAAUUUUUGCGUUUAUGAAGAUAUGUUCCUCUAAGGGCAAGUGUAGUGGCGUUCAGUGGUAAUGGAAGCAGAAGUACAGUAAUCAAGUACUGAAAGAAACUUGGAGAGAUUGGAGUGUAUUCUAGCUUGUGGAAAACAGAAGGCUGCAGAACAUUCUUGUUUUCUUGGAGAAACUCACAUACACAUAGCUGACCUGACUAGUGCUAGAUCUCAGACUGCUCUUCCACAGCCUUCUGUAAGGUUCUUUAUUCUGCGAAAAAAAUACAAAACCAAAAAAAAAAUCACAAAAAAAAACACAAAAAAGCAAAACAAAAAAACCCAGAAAACAACAAACAGCAACAAAAAAGAACUCAACCACAAAAUAGUGACUGUUAUGUCAGUGUGUCCUUCAUGUGAAAGCUAUUAAGGACCAAAUAUACUACUGUGUGUAAGAAGAAAAUACUUCCUAAACAGUAAGUGAAAAUAGUUAGAGUUAAACUUGCUGUGGAUUUUGUCUUGGCAGUUGUCAUCUUACAUUAUUUGUCAAAGGAAAUGUGUUUGGCAGUUAAAAUCUUUCCUUAGAUUUAGUGGUGGACUUUAACCUCUUAAAUAAAUGUUAGUAUAUCAGAUUGUGUCCUUGGAAAAUAUUUUACUUGUAUGAAUCAUGACAAUGUCUAAAUCUUUACUCUUCUUCUGGCAAAAGCAUCAGUAAGAGAAAAGGUGAAAAAGAGAAGUAUAGCCUUUACGUCAGAAAAAUAUUCUUUUUAGCUGCUUACUUUCUCAUGAGAAGUAAAGAUGUUUACAGUGUAUGCCAAGAUUUUCAGUUUCUAUAUAACAGCAGUUAGAGGUUCUAAUCAUACUGAAAAUUGUGUUAUAAUGGCCUGAGCCAUGUUGCUAGGAAACAAUAGGUUCCAAUUUUGUAUUCCUGCUCUCACUCCUGUGCUGAAAAGUGACUGGAUACUGUACAGGUUCAUGUUCUCUGGCUGCAGUUAAAUGGUCUUUUGCAUUUUGCUCUGGUUUUCAGGCCAGAAGCAUGCAUUUUUCUACAAGAGCAUCACAACAACAUGCUGUAAAUAUUUCAAGUUCAACAUUAUGUGUCGAUAUUUGAAAGAAAAAAGUACUUUGAAUAUUUCAUUUUUAAAAAAUAAAAUUGCAAAUGAA
This is a messenger RNA of Miniopterus natalensis, 12327 nucleotides long. The record is from RefSeq and is a predicted model, not a curated record. Lineage: Eukaryota; Metazoa; Chordata; Mammalia; Chiroptera; Miniopteridae.